This is a messenger RNA of Sinocyclocheilus rhinocerous, 3914 nucleotides long. Its product is annotated as ephrin-A3-like. Gene Ontology annotation, biological process: ephrin receptor signaling pathway; axon guidance. Gene Ontology annotation, molecular function: ephrin receptor binding. The record is from RefSeq and is a predicted model, not a curated record. Gene Ontology annotation, cellular component: plasma membrane. The transcript has 5 exons. Bases 551 to 1210 code for a protein of 219 amino acids. Lineage: Eukaryota; Metazoa; Chordata; Actinopteri; Cypriniformes; Cyprinidae.
AAAGAGAGCGAAUAAAACUCGCUCGAGCACUUGUUCGGCACACAAUUGCAAGUGUGAAACAUCCCGCAGCCGCGUGCAGGAUUCUCCACGCGCAUUUUACCAGAUACGAUCUUACGAGCAGCAUCAACAAAAGAGAAUAUUAGUUUUACAAUCAAGGAGCCUCGUUGCCUCCCGAGUUUCUCCAACGCUACGGGAGGACACGCUUCUCUUUCCCGCAUUUAAACUCCUAGCACCCGACUGCCUGCAUCAUUCUGCUCCGACCGCAGAGAUCCAUCAGCGCGCGAACAGCGCUGGUCUCGUGUCGGACUAUAGGAUUUGGGUUGACGCCAUGGGGACAAAGGGAGGGGGUCUUCGCCAUGGAUUCUGACUUUUAAAAAACUUAAUAUAAACCUAUAGAUUGCGAAACCCCUAUAGAAGUAAUUGAGCGAGCUGCGCUUUAGGUCGCAUCUCUUCCUGCCCUUCUUCGCCGAACGGGAUGGUUCCAGCGCAGCGUCGCGUGGGGUGAGAAGAUCUUGCAAGACUGGGAAGAAAAGCGAGAGAUCGAGGGAUUAUGGCACUCUACGCGCUCUGUCUUUUUAUUCUAACGCUCACCUGCACGAACUUUGACCUGGUGAUUGCAGCCAGGCACGCGGUACACUGGAACAGUUCAAACAUACUACUUCGUAAGGAGGGCUACACAGUGCAGGUGAAUGUCAAUGACUACCUGGAUAUCUACUGUCCUCACUACAACAGCAGUCAGAGAGGCGUUGCCGAGCAGUACGUGCUCUACAUGGUCAGUUAUCGUGGUUACCGUACAUGCGACCCACAGCUGGGCUUCAAACGCUGGGAGUGUAACCGUCCCCACGCCCCACACGCACCAAUCAAAUUCUCAGAAAAGUUCCAGCGCUACAGCGCCUUCUCGCUCGGCUACGAGUUCCAUGUUGGGCAGGAGUAUUAUUAUAUCUCCACACCCACUCAUCACCACGGCCGGAGCUGCCUGAGAUUAAGAGUGCAUGUCUGCUGCUCAACAGCCUCUGAUUCAGAUGAUGAGCCCCAACCCACAGAGCCAGACUACACUCUAAGACCUAACAUCAAAAUCGAUGACCUCGAUGACUAUGAUAAUCCAGAGGUCCCCAAAUUGGAGAAGAGCAUCAGCGGUAGCAGUCCAUCCAGAGAUCGCCUUCUCCUAACCGUGGCAUCACUUUUCCUUAUCGCCCUUUCAGUCUCCUAGCAUCCACCUCCUAACCGUCGCCAUACCAACGAGGCCUUGGGGGGGACUAGGAAAGAAACUGGAAAUGGAACACUUGAUGCUGCAGCAGCUUACGGAGUGUCAAGCACCAGCCCACAAUUCAACAGUGGUUUUCAUGUCUUACAACAGCGACACACUUUGCGUGUCACGCAGACAAUACGAAUACACUAUAAUGAGAACUGUGCCAUUUCAGUUACAGUAGUGCGGAUUGUUUGUGUGUGUGUGUGUGUGUGUGUGUUUAUGCAUUUGUGUGGCGCCUUCGGUGCUUGGGGGCGGAGCGGAUCUUUACUUCGGUCUGAAGGUUUGAUGGCUCCAUUAUCUGUGAAUUGGCAGGUUAAAAGUUUAAAAGCGUCUCAGAUUCUGUUUGAUGAGAACUGAAAUGAAACCGUCGAGGAGUUCAGGUUACUCGAACCCAGAAAAAAACAAAACAAACAGAAGCACCGUUUAAUCCAAUUCCAAAAGUAUUUGUUUCUCUUUGUGUGUUUCUGUUGCCAGAGAGAUGUACAAACCGCUGGAUGAUCAUGUAAUUGCCGUCAGGGAUGAAGAGCAAUAUUCAUUUGAUGAGUUUAAACAAGUCUAUAAUAGAAAAUGAUCUCACAGACUUGAAAUCAACUAAUUUUGGACUUUUCUAUUGACAAUACGACAAUUUAUAAAGCAUUAAAUUCCAAUUACAUCUGAUUCUUAUUUGGACUUAUUGUGGUCGCACAUGAAAACAGGGGCCGAUAUGGUUGUUCUGUGAUGCAGAAAAUUGAGACAGAAGUGAUUUUGCAUGAGCGCCAGCACAAACGCAUUAAACACAUUUACAGAAUUUACAGACAAACAGAAGCCAAAUAGCUUUUUUGUUGUUGUUUUCUUUCCUUCUGCCUUUUGAUAAAAGGUGCUUGAGUGAGUGAGCAAGUGCAAGCGUAUGUGUUUGAGUGCAUUAGCUCAGUGAUGCUGGAAAAAUCUCCUCUAGACUUUAUGGACUUCAACCGGAGGUGGACACCUACACAGACACUGUACAUAAAUCACAUGCAUUUAUUUAUGUGUGGACAUUGUGGACGACCUCCGCUCAUUUGUUCGGACCAUGCUGAUUCCCGCUGGAUUUGGAAGAACUCCAAACCAGCUUUGGCAGGUUCAUUCCAGUUUGAACCAGUUCCACUUAUCGCUGCUUGCUACUUGACAUUUUUCAGUGGUGAUCAGCAAGACCAAACGGAAAUUGAGGGGUCUGGUGGUUAUAAUCCGUUUCUACGGCAACAGUUAUUCAUCUAUACACACACCUAAAGGCACUAGAGUCCAGCAGGAAAUCAGAACAACACACAAAAAGAAAUAACAGCUAUUACUGGCGACACUUUUGCCAAGAGUAAUACAAGCAAACAAAUGCUUCGGGGCAUGUAGUUAUUGCAUUCUUGCGAGCUUUUCAAGGGAUAAACGGCAGUGUAUGCAUCAAUCAUUUUACAAGGUUCAAAAUUAAGAUUCUAACUCUUUUAGACUAGCACCUUAUCACGAUGGCAAUGACAUCAUAUCACGGCUCAUGAUGAUGAUAGCAGCAACCAGCGCCGCUUUUCGCCCUAGAGACAAGCAAAUACUGCUUAAACUAGUAAUGGCAUGUGGUUUAGGAGAAAUGAUGUGUGGUAGAAGUUUUCUAACGUAGAGUCAUAAUGGACACCUUAUCUCACACCUACAGGCUGUCUUUAACAUAUUGAUUAAGCUGUUUAUUGCAUCAUUCCGCUUUUGCUCUGAAAAAUCAUUUCAAUUUAUGUGGAACAUUACGUCUGCUUUAUAUUCCAUUACUAUGGCUGCUGUGGUUUCACUGAUCUAGAGCAACUUCAGAACAAAUGAACACUAAUUUGAAUGCUCAGAAUGAUACUUUACAGACUUGAAUCUACAUUUAAUUUGUUUCAUGUUGUCAUAAGGCGUUGGGUUCAGAAUAAGUAGGUUUUUAUGCUUUUGGGUUUUUCAGGAGUUUGUUUUUCUGAUGGAAUAAUGUAAUAUUUCAGAAGAGUCAAUCAGGCAAAGUGUCACUCUUCAAAUGUUGCACUUACAAAACUUGGACACGAGAAUUGUGCGUGUGUGUUAGAGACUGCAAUUGUUAGAACUUGACGUUUGUCUUAAAGCUAGCCUAAAUAACCUUUCAGUGUGUGUGUGUGUGUGUGUGUGUGUGUGUGUGUGUGAAAGAAUGAGAGAUCAAAAGGUAAUAAAGAUAAAGGACGGUGUGAAUGUGUGUGUUUAUGCGAGUUGUUUUCCAUUGUUUAGUCUAGGCAUUUUCUGUGUGAGUGGGUGCGAGUCAAAGAAACUGUUGUUUUGGAGGAAACAAAAGCAUUUAUUAGUGUUGGAAACAACCGAAUACAAUCAUCUUUACCUUCAACUGGAAUGAAUUUAAAGAACUUGGAAAAAAAGAAACUGUAAACUGAACAAACCAUAACAAAGCUUAUAAUGAUAAUCAUCAUGAUACAAAAACAUUAAGCCUUUGAUUCAUAUUUGUUACAGACACAACAACAUUUUUUUAUGAACUCAUAUGUUUGGGUAUUGAAAUGUCCUUCUGAAUUUGAUCACUGUCAGUGGAAACCGAAGGACUAAUCUAAUAAGAGUACACAAACAUCAUCUCCCCCUCACUCUGACUUCCCAUCUCCUCAUGAAAUGUAGUUUCAGGUUUCCCACUGCUGUCAUCAAAAACAAGCCAUUCUUUACCAAUCUCGCAAUCUCU